CGGAGCCCAGGGAGCCUGCGCUGAGGGCGGGGCGCAGGGCGCGGGGAGGUGCUCGCAGCGCCUGCGCAGAGCGGCUGCUUCUCUCGCGAGGACGGACGCCAUUAUCGCAUCUCCCCGACAAACACCACGAGAAUUCCGCAGCCCACACGGUGACAGAAAGCCCAUACCUUUCGACCUCUGGAUUCUUGCUUAUUGGUGUACCCCUCUUCUCGUGUUCUGGAUGAUGUCAGAACAGGACCUGGCGGAUGUGGUUCAGAUUGCAGUGGAAGACCUGAGUCCUGACCACCCAGUUGUUUUGGAGAAUCAUGUCGUGACAGAUGAUGAUGAACCUGCUUUGAAGCGCCAGCGACUAGAGAUCAAUUGCCAGGAUCCCUCUAUAAAGUCUUUCCUGUACUCUAUUAACCAGACGAUAUGUUUGCGGUUGGAUAGCAUCGAGGCCAAACUGCAAGCUCUGGAGGCUACUUGCAAAUCUCUGGAAGAGAAGCUAGACCUGGUCACCAACAAACAGCACAGUCCCAUCCAGGUCCCCAUGGUGGCCGGUUCCCCACUCGGUGCCACCCAGACCUGCAACAAAGUGCGAUGCGUCGUCCCCCAGACUACAGUAAUACUCAACAAUGAUCGGCAGAACGCCAUUGUAGCCAAGAUGGAAGACCCAUUGAGCAACAGGGCACCGGAUUCCCUGGAAAAUAUCAUUAGCAACGCUGUUCCUGGGCGUCGGCAGAACACAAUCGUGGUGAAGGUGCCAGGCCAGGAUGACAGCCAUAAUGAAGAUGGGGAGAGCGGGUCAGAGGCCAGUGACUCUGUGUCUAACUGUGGCCAGCCAGGAAGCCAGAACAUUGGAAGCAACGUCACGCUCAUCACCCUGAACUCUGAAGAGGACUAUCCCAAUGGCACCUGGCUGGGCGAUGAAAAUAACCCUGAGAUGCGGGUACGAUGUGCCAUCAUCCCCUCCGAUAUGCUGCACAUCAGCACUAACUGUCGCACAGCCGAGAAGAUGGCCCUAACGCUGCUGGACUACCUGUUCCAUCGAGAGGUGCAGGCUGUGUCCAACUUGUCGGGCCAGGGCAAGCAUGGGAAGAAGCAGUUGGACCCCCUCACUAUCUACGGUAUCCGGUGUCACCUCUUCUAUAAAUUUGGAAUCACGGAGUCCGACUGGUAUCGGAUCAAGCAGAGCAUUGACUCCAAGUGCCGUACAGCAUGGCGGCGGAAGCAGCGAGGCCAGAGCCUGGCGGUCAAGAGCUUUUCCCGGAGAACACCAUCCUCAUCCUCAUACAGUGCCUCAGAGACCAUGAUUGGUACCCCUCCACCCGCCAGUGAGCUACAGCAGUCGCAGCCACAGGCCCUCCACUACGCGUUGGCCAAUGCACAGCAAGUGCAGAUCCACCAGAUUGGAGAGGAUGGCCAGGUGCAAGUAGGCCACCUCCACAUUGCCCAGGUGCCUCAAGGGGAGCAGGUGCAGAUCACACAGGACAGUGAGGGCAAUCUGCAGAUCCAUCAUGUUGGCCAGGAUGGACAGUCGUGGGGCCUGUGCCAGAAUCCCAUUCCUGUCAGCGGUGACUCAGUGGCCCAGGCUAAUCCCUCCCAGCUUUGGCCUCUGGGAGGAGACACACUUGAUCUGCCUGCUGGAAAUGAGAUGAUCCAGGUACUGCAGGGUGCUCAGCUCAUAGCCGUGGCCUCUUCAGACCCUGCUGCUACAGGAGUAGACGGGUCGCCUCUCCAGGGCAGUGACAUUCAGGUUCAGUACGUCCAGCUGGCACCUGUGAGUGACCACACAGCUGCAGCCCAGACGGCUGAGGCGUUGCAGCCCACUCUGCAGCCUGAAAUGCAGCUUGAACAUGGAGCCAUCCAGAUCCAGUGAGAUUAAGCACUGUAGGAGUACCACACUACAGCUGCUCACUGACCCUGCCCUGUGUCCUGCUCUCCUGCUUCAGCAGGGCAACUGUGGAUUCUGCAGGGCACAUGAGAGCUCCUCCUCCUGGGGAAGGGUCCUGGCCAUCCCCUGCUGGAAGGCACCUCAGGAUUGAGUCCCACUGCUGGUCUCCGGAGAAGCAAAGUGCAGAGCGUGUUGAGUACAUUCAGAAAAACAAGAACUACGAUAUUUUGUUUAACAGCUUUUUUUAAUUUGCUAUGGUGUUUAUAACAAAAAAGAAAAUGGAAAAAAAAAAACCCACACACAACAGAAACACAACUGUGGAGUAGCAGAAGCCUUGGCCGUGUGCUCUCUUCAGGGUCCUGACGUAGGUGUUGGAGCCAGCUGACGAUGCUGGAGCACUGCGGACCCGCUGCUAGGGGAGUGCUCCACAGUGUAAUUAUGCAUUUCUAAUGAAAUAAAGUGUAUUUAUGGCCACAGA
Messenger RNA from Peromyscus eremicus (cactus mouse), 2351 nucleotides. It is a transcript of the gene Banp, whose product is annotated as BTG3 associated nuclear protein. Gene Ontology annotation, molecular function: DNA binding. NCBI's taxonomy places the organism in Eukaryota, Metazoa, Chordata, Mammalia, Rodentia, Cricetidae. The transcript is spliced from 14 exons. The coding region runs from base 221 to 1858 and encodes 545 amino acids. The record is from RefSeq and is a predicted model, not a curated record. Gene Ontology annotation, biological process: negative regulation of protein catabolic process; protein localization to nucleus.